AUGUCAUUUUCAUACAAGUCUCAGACCAACAUCACUGCUGAGCUGCAGCGUCAGACCAUCCUGGGGAUAGUGUUUUCUUCUGUUGUGUCCACAUUGCCAUGUUGUGUGUUUCUUUUCAUUAAUGGGACCAUGUUGUUCACUCUGAGGAGUAAAGCUAAGUUUCUGGAGACUUCUCGGUAUAUUCUUUUAUAUAAUCUUCUUUUCUCAGACACUGUACAGCUGGCACACAACCAGGUAAUGUUUCUAAUGUCCGGUAGUAGAGUAACAAUGCUGUAUCCUGUUUGUGCUGCUCUAACGGUUUUUAACCGUCUCUUACAUGGUGUUUCUGUUCUAACACUGGUGCUGAUGUGUCUGGAGAGAUACGUAGCUGUGUGUUAUCCACUGAGGCACGCUGCCAUCAUCACAAUAGGAAACACUGGAAUUGCUAUUGGCGUUGUUUGGACCUUCAGUUCAGUAAAUAUUGUCAUUCAACUAAGUUUAAUGCUAAAUUUUCCUUUUGAAGAACUGAAGCAAAUGCAAAUGAAAGACUUUUGUGGUAAAGAUAGUCUGUUUCUUGAUCCAUUGUUUGAGCUUUAUGACAAAGCAUCAACUUAUUUUAUUUUUGUUUUAGCAUGUUUGUCUGUCAGUUUUUCCUAUAUUGGUAUCAUCUUAGCAGCCAGAUCAGCCUCCACAGACAAAGCUUCAGCUAAGAAGGCUCAAAACACACUACUGCUGCAUCUGGUGCAGCUGGGCCUCACUAUGUCCUCAACUCUAUUCAAACCAUUACUCAUGGUUAUUUCUAAAAAUCUAGACAGGGUCAUAUCUGUGCGCAUCCAUGUUUUCAUCUAUAUUUGUAUCAUUAUCUUUCCCAAAUGUCUGAGCUCCUUUAUCUAUGGCCUCAGAGACCAGACCAUUAGACCUGUCCUCACAUUCAAUCUUAGUUGUCAGUGGAGAAGCUCAUCUUUGAAGUCAGCCAUCCAAACUAACACUAAAAUCGGAAUACUUAUCAUGUAA
Cololabis saira (Pacific saury) is the source of this 993-nucleotide messenger RNA. RefSeq names its product odorant receptor 131-2-like. The record is from RefSeq and is a predicted model, not a curated record. Gene Ontology annotation, molecular function: G protein-coupled receptor activity. NCBI's taxonomy places the organism in Eukaryota, Metazoa, Chordata, Actinopteri, Beloniformes, Belonidae. Gene Ontology annotation, cellular component: membrane. Gene Ontology annotation, biological process: G protein-coupled receptor signaling pathway. Bases 1 to 993 code for a protein of 330 amino acids. The transcript has a single exon.